Neocloeon triangulifer is the source of this 785-nucleotide messenger RNA. RefSeq names its product nucleomorphin-like. The transcript has 4 exons. Lineage: Eukaryota; Metazoa; Arthropoda; Insecta; Ephemeroptera; Baetidae. Bases 176 to 691 code for a protein of 171 amino acids. The record is from RefSeq and is a predicted model, not a curated record.
AGCAUAUUGAAUUGAUUAUUCAAUGAUUGUAUUCUCUGACUUCUGAGACUUCUCUGUUUGUUUUAUAAUCUUUGCUCUCUGUUCUGUAUCUGCACAGCCUGGCUGUGCCUUGUAUCAUAAAAUGUGAAACAUUACAACUUCUCUGCAAAUUUAAUCUGACGAACGAAAAUUGAAAAUGCUGAAGAAGCUGAUCCUGGUGCAGAAGCUCGACCGAAAGGUCAGGGAGUGUGACGAAAUGAACGAGUGUAUUGGGCCAAUGCUCAAAUUGCUCACAGCUGAAAAAAACAAACUCAUGAUUCAAAGACUGGAGAUUGAGAGUGAGUUGCGUCAAAUGGGACAAGAUCCUCGGGCUAUCCUUAAGUCCCUCGGACUUGAAAGCAGCUCUGGCACUGCCGAAAUUGAAGACCACCUGUUGGCCAGUUCUUUUGAUGAAACUUUGGACCAAGACGAGGAAAGUGCCAGUGGCCUGUACGAAGAGGAUCUCAAUUUGGACCAGGUUGGUCCUGUGGACUUGAUCUACCUCAAACAUGGAGAGGUCGAGGAGGAGGAAGAGGACGAUGAUGAUGAGGAGGAGGAAGAGCUGAAAGAGUGGAUCAACAAUAAUGUGGAACUGAAAGAUGGUGUAUUUUGCAAAGACAUUAGCCAACUCAAAAUUGACGACGAAGAGGAUGAUUCCGAUGAAGAAAUUUAGGAUUAAUUGCUAAUAAUUUUCCUCCAUCAUGCUUUUAAUUUUGUUCAAGAAAACUCCUUAAAGGAAGGUCAAUGUAGUAUUCAGUCAAAAGGAA